GCAGAGCAGGGUGGAUGACAUCAUGGGCUAGGGAACAGUGAGCAGCCAGUGAAGCAUCCAGCCUGCCGAACAAGCUUGCUUUUAGGGUCAGGAACUGGUCUGACAAGAGAAUGGCAAUCCUGCCUUUAAACUGUCAUUAGGACUGUACGGAUGACGAUGAAUCUACCCGAGCUGCGGGCCCAAAGGCGAAACACUGAGCAAGAGAAUGUGAAGACAUAUUUCAGGACAUUGUGAGUGUUACUAAAGAUGUCUGAUAGUGUCGAUAUUGAAGAGAAACCACCAGCCCCCCCCUUGAGAAUGAACAGUAGUUCCCGAGACUCUUCAUCAUUGAAUCACGCCUCUAAACCGCUUCCAAUGGCUCCUGAAGAGAAGAACAAGAAAGUCCGUCUGCGCUCCAUCUUCCCCGGGGGAGAUAAGACAAACAAGAAGAAGGAGAAGGAACGUCCUGAGAUAUCCCUACCCUCAGACUUUGAACACACCAUUCAUGUUGGCUUUGAUGCUGUAACGGGAGAAUUCACAGGCAUCCCGGAGCAAUGGGCCCGGCUCCUACAGACCUCGAACAUCACCAAGCUGGAGCAGAAGAAGAACCCGCAGGCCGUGUUGGACGUCCUAAAGUUCUACGACUCCAAAGAGACGGUCAACAACCAGAAAUACAUGAGCUUCACCUCGGGAGACAAGUCGGCACAUGGGUACAUAGCAGCAAACACUCUGAACCGACUGCUGUCCUCUGGGCCUCCUGUCAGCCUUAGAACCUGCAGCGCAUUAUUUGACAAGGGUGCCAAGACAUCAUCGUCAGAGCCCCCGAUCGCUCCACCUGUGUCAGAAGAGGAGGAUGAGGAAGAGGAAGAAGAGGAGGAGGAGGAGGAGGAAGAGGACGAUGACGACGAGAUGCCUCCAGUCAUCGCACCUCGGCCCGAGCACACCAAAUCUAUCUACACGCGCUCUGUCUUGGAGCCGAAGCCUCCCGCCCCUGUGAAAGAAGUCGUGACUCCACCGGAGUCGCAGGUCCAGCCGGAGAACACGUCCAACACAAUGUAUCGCCACACUGACCGCCAGAGGAAGAAGUCCAAAAUGACAGAUGAGGAAAUUCUGGAGAGACUCAGGAGUAUUGUGAGCGUGGGGGAUCCCAAGAAGAAGUACACACGAUUCGAGAAAAUAGGACAAGGAGCGUCCGGCACUGUGUACACUGCCAUCGACAUCGCCACCGGCCAAGAGGUGGCCAUCAAGCAGAUGAACCUGCAGCAGCAGCCCAAGAAAGAGCUGAUCAUCAACGAGAUCCUCGUGAUGAGGGAAAACAAAAACUCCAAUAUAGUGAACUACCUGGACAGUUACUUGGUAGGAGAUGAGCUAUGGGUGGUGAUGGAGUAUCUGGCCGGUGGCUCGCUGACAGAUGUAGUGACUGAGACCUGCAUGGACGAGGGCCAGAUUGCUGCAGUCUGCAGAGAGUGUCUUCAAGCCCUGGAUUUCCUACACUCCAACCAGGUGAUCCAUAGAGAUAUAAAAAGUGACAACAUCCUCUUGGGCAUGGACGGCUCCGUCAAGCUCACCGACUUCGGCUUCUGUGCCCAGAUCACUCCGGAGCAGAACAAGCGCAGCACGAUGGUGGGAACACCCUACUGGAUGGCACCGGAGGUGGUGACUCGGAAGGCUUACGGCCCAAAAGUGGAUAUCUGGUCUCUAGGGAUCAUGGCGAUAGAGAUGGUGGAGGGAGAACCGCCCUACCUGAACGAGAAUCCACUCAGGGCGCUGUACCUGAUAGCUACCAACGGGACUCCAGAGCUGCAGAACCCCGAGAGGCUGUCGUCUGUGUUCAGAGACUUCCUCAACCGCUGUCUGGAGAUGGAUGUGGACCGCAGAGGCUCUGCAAAGGAGCUGCUCCAGCAUUCCUUCCUCAAGCUGGCAAAGCCUCUAUCCAGCCUGACGCCUCUGAUUGUAGCUGCGAAGGAAGCCAUAAAGAACAGCAGUCGCUAGGAUGUGCCCUCUGUCCCCACCCGAGGCUGGAGCCCUGCCUGAGAUGUGUGCGUUCAUGGGGGCAGGGGCUUGAGUGCAUGGUUGGUGGGUGAUGUGACAGUGACAGCACAAGGAGGGGCGGUGGGGGGGGGUUUCUGUGACUUACCGUGACAGCACAAGGACAAAAGACCCCCAGGCCUCUUAUGUAGGACGGACAUCUGGCCUUGCAGCCUCUCGGCCCAUGCUGCUGAAAAGACCUUGCCUCCUUGUUUACUUCUCCAGCACUCUGUACAUGUAGAGCAGUCCAUCAUAAGUGUGUGUGUGUGUGUGUGCGUGUGUGUGCGCGUGUGUGUGUGUGUGUGUGUGUGUACCAACUGUGCACAUCUCUUUGUGUCAUAUGUCUUGUUUGGCAGCAGUCGCUCCCCAAACCAAGACAAUAACGGUGAAAAAAUCGAAACGAACGUGCUCAUUUUCAAGAAGAAACUCCGGCAGCGAAGAGGAGAAACUUGACAAAACUAAACAGCCUUUGAUUCCUUCCUCUACCCAGCUUAAGGCUCGGAUUUCUUUCCUCUCGUCCCUCCAUGGAGCACAAUCAGGCCACACUUGCACCUGCAGUGACCAGCUGAUGUGAGAGAGUGACUCUGGGACCUUUGCCUGCAUGACUACGGCUCUGUGGAGAAACUCUGCUACUCCUCUGCAGAUUGUCACAUCUCAAGGUGGCAUAUUUAUGUGUGUGAGUGUGUGCAUGAAUGUGUGUAGGGGUGCAGCUACAGGGGAAUAAGUCAGGAAUAAUUUCACACGACCUAUGCCAGCUUUAAACAUCAAACAUCAAACUGCUUCAGAGAACGGGUCCCAUAUUUCAUUUGAGCCGAUUUCUUUCAGGCUGCCUCUGUCGUAGAGCCUUUGGAGUUCAGGUUAACUGCAGUUAAUUUAUUUAUUUUCUCCCUAAAAUAAUCUUCUGAUUAUUCAAAAAUCCUGAAACACUAUUGAUGCCCAAUUUGCCUACAUAAAACAUUAAGUUUUGCACAUGCAGAUAUUUAAUUUAAGAUAUAUAAUAUUGUACUUUCUUAUCUAUUUAAAGAGAAACAAUGAUGUGUUGCACAUUUUAAUCAACAUUUGGUACUCAACACGUAUUCCACAUGGCAGAAAUGAUUAAAAAAAAUUAUAAAAUAUUGUCAGCUUCAUUACUAAUGCAAGCAAUUUAUCUGCCAAUUUGACUAAUGACCCUACCAUGCAUGCACACAUACUGUACAUGUACUGCAGCAGUCAUUGUGUACAAGCAUCUCAGAUAGGAUUAUCCAUUGAUAUUCGACAUGUGUCGCUCUUAUUAUUUUAAUUACAUCUGAUAAUUAUGUAUGGAAUAGAAAGACAAAUUCUAGAUCAGAGAGAAAUAUAAAUGCUGUCACUUAAAUAUCUAUAUUUAGUGAUGGAUUGUCCUUUUUCAGGUGCUGGUACACAGUCAAGGAACAUUUCAGCCUUUCAAAUAAGCUUUUUUUUUUGUGGCGAACAGAAGGUCAUGUUUAUAAGGUCCACACAUUGUCACAGUUUCCCAUCAUGCCCCACACAUCCCUGUGACCUUAAACCUCAAAUGCAGGAAAGAUGACAAAAAUAUAAUGCCAAAAAAUAAAUAAAUAAACGGUAGAUAUGUAUUCAAUCCAAAAUGGUCAGUUAGAACGUUAAAUUGUGAAGGAAGAAAACAUUUUCCUCGUCUUGCCAUUUAAUCAGUUAUCUGUGGACACUUAAAAUAACUUUAAAGUAUGAAAAUAAAUAUACAGAAGCCCUCAGAGGAAAGCGAGAAAAAAAACAUUUUGAGACAUUUUCUAAGUGUGAUCUAAAGUGUCUUCCUCCCUGUCAUUAUAACUUAAGAAACAUGUGAAAAUGCCGUUUUUUAGGAUCUUUUUUCACCAGAUCUCCAGUCAUAAACACAGGAGUGAAACAUUUUAGAUCAGAUUUAGUAACCGUAUGACAGUUUUCCUCUCACUUGCCCCUCAGGGCUUCCAUAAGAAUGUAAAAUGCAGAUAAAAGAAGUUAUUCACCCUUCUCCAAUUGUCUUGUGAUAAUCCGGAAUACAUUAUGUGACUCUGCCUACACAUGUUUGAACUGAAUGCCAACAGAAACCUGGCCUACCUGUUCAGGUGAAACAUUCACAUCCCCCUUUUUCUCCUUUCAAACUGCUGCUCAUUCAUGCUUCAGUGUCCUUUUGUCUUUUUAAUGGUGUCUUAUGUGUCUUUUUUUCUUAUGAUCUGUGCGUUUUUGUAGUGAGCUUUUGGAACGUGUGGCAGAUCAGAGAGGGGGAAUGUUAUCCACUGAGAGAAAGUAGUGGAGUGGGUGCCAUUUUAAUGAUUGUACCUUGUCCUAACGAGCACUGAAAAUAGAAACCGUAUUGUUUGCUGACAUUCCUUUCAUACCUGGUUAGCGUUUAAACUCAUUCCUGUACAGAAGUUAUCUAAUCUGUGUCGCUAUUUGGUAGCUUCGUCAGGCAUUUCCCAUGUAGCAUCCCUCUGUGAGUGAGUGUGUGUGUGUGUAAGUGAGUGUGUGUGUUAGGGGGCUACCUCAAUCUGCACUAGAAGAUGCCUCACUCGUGUUGUCCACCUUGACUUUGAGGUGCAGGGUAGCUGCUUAGUCAUAUUGUACCUCCAUUGUACAGCAAAGAUGAAGGAGUGAUGUUAGACAGGAGGAUGCAACAGAACUCAUGCAUGUAAAACAAACUAUACACUGUAUCUCAUCUUCAAAUAGGUUAAGAUUGUUAGGAUAUGUAUGUAUGUAUGUAAAUACCCCUUUUUCAGAAUUAUGUAAGUUAAAAUGACAAUAUUCAGGUUGCUCUAUGGUAUGUAUCAAUAAAUGUUUUGCACCCUGAAAAUCAAAAAAGAGAAAAUACACACACGCUGUCUCUGCACUCCUGGAUCUCCUGUUUUGGGCUUUAUCGGACACUCCUUCAUCUGGACAGAGAGACGAUGAACGCAGCGCUCUGUGUGCAGGCCCACACAGUCUGUCCCGAGUACCACUGCUGAGUGUUAGUACAUGUAUGUGUGUGUGCGGUAGGUAGGUAGAUAGGUAGAUAGGUAGGUAGGUGUGGGUGGCCUGACAGGAAGCUCGGCCAGGACCCUGGGACGUUUGGCCUCUGCUGCCCCCCAUGUACAGGUCUGAACUAUGAGCACAAAGGUGAAUUUUGGGACGAGACGCCGCUGACGUGCCCCUUUUCUGUGGUUGCUCCUGUACAUUCCUAUCUUCUGAAUGUGUAAACCUGUACACGUGGUGUGAAAAUUCCUCUAUUAAUGUGUAUCAAGAGAAUGGAACAAAGACAAAAAAUGUUACUUUUUAAAUUAUUAUUAUCAUUAUUAUUAUUAUUAUUAUUACUCUUAUUAUUGUCUAGCUUUGUAAAACUGCUGAUCCAUCUGGCAUACCUCAGCAGGCCUUUCCCCAUCUUUGAAAAAGGACAAAUGAGUGACGGGGAAAUGAGGUUUUGGAUAAACUAUUUUUAAUUGUGGUUGAAGCAAUAGACUUUUUGAACUUUGAAUUGUGCAUGGCUGUGUCUUGAGUGUAAAAAAAAACAAAAUAUUGCAGUUUGGGAACUGGACUGAAAUAAAAAGAGGAAGAAAACCA
This is a messenger RNA of Centropristis striata (black sea bass), 5553 nucleotides long. Its product is annotated as serine/threonine-protein kinase PAK 3. The record is from RefSeq and is a predicted model, not a curated record. Gene Ontology annotation, biological process: regulation of MAPK cascade; intracellular signal transduction; regulation of axonogenesis. Gene Ontology annotation, cellular component: cytoplasm. The transcript has 16 exons. Gene Ontology annotation, molecular function: ATP binding; protein serine/threonine kinase activity. Lineage: Eukaryota; Metazoa; Chordata; Actinopteri; Perciformes; Serranidae. Bases 247 to 1971 code for a protein of 574 amino acids.